Messenger RNA from Pistacia vera, 518 nucleotides. Its product is annotated as thionin-like protein 2. The coding region runs from base 88 to 441 and encodes 117 amino acids. The transcript is spliced from 2 exons. Lineage: Eukaryota; Viridiplantae; Streptophyta; Magnoliopsida; Sapindales; Anacardiaceae. The record is from RefSeq and is a predicted model, not a curated record.
GCAAUCUUGUAGGCAGCUUAGUUGCUAUCAAAACUUAGCUUGUCAUCUAUCUUCUUCUUCUUCUUCUUGCAGAAAAAUAAUUAGAAGAUGGAGAGAAGCAAAUUUGGGGGUGUUCUGAUGAUUUGUUUGGUGAUGGGGGUUCUUGUUGGGGAUUCAGCUGGGCAAUCUACACAACCUUUUACGCAAUGUUUUGCGGUGUGUUUCGUAAGUUGUGUUUUAACUCCUGGAAAUGACGUGUCUACAUGUGCAACUAAGUGCAUCACCAGCUGCCUCUUUCCUGGCCCUUCUAAAUCUCUUAAACUCAAAGACCCACAAUACUUUUGCAAGCUUGGCUGUGCCACCUCCUUGUGCUCCAACUUCAGCACAAAGGACGACCCAGCUAAAGAGAAAGUGGGAAGCUGUGUGAGUUCCUGCUCAAACACUUGCAUCAAGAAAUAUUGAUUGCUGAGAACACAAUAUACCCAAGAAGAGUUAUAGUUUAUUAUUAGUUUGAUAAAAUCUUUGUAUCAAUUGUGUUG